Messenger RNA from Esox lucius (northern pike), 1405 nucleotides. It is a transcript of the gene tbcc, whose product is annotated as tubulin folding cofactor C. NCBI's taxonomy places the organism in Eukaryota, Metazoa, Chordata, Actinopteri, Esociformes, Esocidae. Gene Ontology annotation, biological process: tubulin complex assembly; post-chaperonin tubulin folding pathway. Gene Ontology annotation, cellular component: cytoplasm. Gene Ontology annotation, molecular function: tubulin binding. The record is from RefSeq and is marked provisional.
AGGUUCAAAACUGGACCUGCUUCGUUACGGAUAUCAACAAUAUAAAUGAGAAUUGUUGAUAAUAUGGAGGUAGAGAGCGAUGUUUUUAAAGAAAAUGGAGCGUCUUGUCCCAGUGAGGCUGGCCUUAAGAUCCCGGAGAGGAUGAUAAAAAGGGAACAAGAUAGGCUCGAGGACGUGGAGAGAAAGAAAGAAGCGAAAAAGAGCCAGUCUGUCACGGAGGAGAAAAGUGGGUUUUUCACCGCUGCGUUUAGUAGCGAAAGGGCGGCUAUCGAGGAAUUGCUUGUGGGCUGCUCGGGGGAAACUGACCGCACACUGGCCACUCAAACCCUGGAAGAGGUGACUACUAGAACACAGCAGCUCCAGAAAUUUCUCAACGAUAGUAUGGUAUUUUUACCACAGUACGUUUUAAGUCGUGCCCAGGCGUCGCUUCAGAAACUACAGAACUCUCUUGCGGAGAAGAGAGACGAGAUCCUCCCCAAGAAGAGGUUCGCUUUUAGAUCACGCGCAACAAAUACACCCAAAGCAGGCCCACCUUCUGCGGACCCUGUUUCAGUUAUAACGUCUAAGGAUUCUGCCGAAACCGCUGUGGACGCAGCAAUCAGCCCCCCAGAGCAGUGCGGUUUCUCCCAUUUUGAGUCCCAGGUGUUGACAAAAUCAGGUGAGGAAAUCAAACAACAGGAUGUUCUUCUGACCCACCUGACCAACUGCAAGGUCCGACUCCUGGGCUCCCCCAGCACUGUCCACAUCAAACACAUCCAGAACUGUGAAAUCUUUUCCGGGCCGGUCUCUAGCUCUGUGUUCGUGGACCACUGCACCGGCAGCACCCUCUCUUUUCCCUGCCAGCAGCUACGGACUCACCACACCACAAACACACAGGUCUACCUGCACGUCACCAGCCGUGCCAUCAUAGAAGAUUGCAAAGAGGUGCGCUUCGCACCACUCACCUGGACCUACCCUGGUCUUGAUGAGGACUUUAAGGUGUCUGGUCUGGAUCGGAAGAGGAACAACUGGAACCAGGUGGAUGAUUUUAACUGGCUGGCCGUAGGGACCCAGUCUCCUAACUGGUCUGUCAUUCCGGAAGCUGAGAGAAGAACUGAAUGGGACUGACUUCUGGAAACAUUAGUUAAUAAAAUAAUUCUGUCCAUUUCUUUUAAGCACUUGACACCUGAUUCAAUUGGUCAGUGAAAAGGCUUUGUGAGGUGUUCUGUUAAUGCUCACUUGUUCCAUAGGUGUCUUCACAGGAUAAAGUUGUCUCUUGAGCUACCAGUGGUAAGAAAGUUAAUGAACCAUACAUUUACCAAAAAAUAAAUGACAGCCCUCUGUUUGGAUACAGCACUUUUCUGUCACUGUUCAUAAAUCUUUGAAGCAGUGACCAUAGAUUUCAUUAAAGCGUUUGGCUUACUCC